CCCCGUCUCAGCCCUGUCUGCAGAGGCCCGCCUUCCUCCCCGUCCAGAGCCCAGGGGUUGCUGUGGCCGCAGCGUCCCGCCUCUCUCUGGGGGCCUCCCCAGGCGUGGACCUCUGAAGCUAUCGACAGCGUCUGGCUCUUCUGAGCUCCAGUGGGCGAGGGCCUGCAGGUUUCCUCCAGCUGGGGAGGACGCAGAGCGGAGGCGGAGGCAGAAGCAGUUUCAGGCCCUAGGCCCGGCGGGCUGGGUCGGGUGAAGCGCGGCCAUCAUUCGCCAUCCAGGGCGCGCGCGGCCCUCCUGGGACUUCGCCGGCGACCCGUAGCUCGGGCACGCGCCUGUCGCAGCCCGCAGGAAGGAGGGGUCCAGCCUGAGGCCGGGCCACCAUGGAGAUCCCCUCGGCCCAGGGCCGGCGUCUGGGGCCUUGGGGGCGGCCCUGAGGCCCUGACCGCCCUCCUCCCUGCCCGGCCUGGAUCGCUGACCUGCCCCACGCGGCAUUCGGCCACCUCUGCGUCUCCGCCCUCCCCUGGCCGCGCUGCUGCCUGGGCGCGGCGGCGGCGGCGGCGGCGCCCUGUUGAAUGGGCUGUGAGGGCCCAGGUUUGAAGCGCUGGCGAACGCGGCCUCCAGGGGCGCAAGGCAGCAGCAGCGGUGGCGACCAAACGGGUGUUGGAGUUGGCAGCGGCCAUGGAGGGCCUGGCUGGCUAUGUAUACAAGGCGGCCAGCGAGGGCAAGGUGCUGACUCUGGCCGCCUUGCUUCUCAACCGGUCUGAAAGCGACAUCCGCUAUCUGCUUGGCUAUGUCAGCCAGCAGGGAGGGCAGCGCUCCACGCCCCUCAUCAUCGCAGCCCGCAAUGGGCACGCCAAGGUGGUGCGCUUGCUGUUAGAACAUUACCGGGUGCAGACUCAGCAGACUGGCACUGUCCGCUUCGACGGGUAUGUCAUUGAUGGUGCCACCGCUCUUUGGUGUGCAGCAGGGGCAGGACAUUUUGAAGUUGUUAAGCUUCUAGUCAGUCAUGGAGCCAACGUGAACCAUACCACAGUAACUAACUCAACCCCCCUACGGGCAGCAUGCUUUGAUGGCAGAUUGGACAUUGUGAAAUACUUGGUUGAAAAUAAUGCCAACAUCAGCAUUGCCAACAAGUAUGACAACACCUGCCUAAUGAUUGCAGCAUAUAAAGGACACACUGAUGUGGUCAGAUACCUUUUAGAACAACGUGCUGAUCCAAAUGCUAAAGCACAUUGUGGAGCCACAGCAUUGCACUUUGCAGCUGAAGCUGGGCACAUAGAUAUUGUGAAGGAGCUGAUAAAAUGGCGUGCUGCUAUAGUAGUGAACGGCCAUGGGAUGACGCCAUUAAAAGUAGCUGCUGAAAGCUGUAAAGCUGAUGUUGUCGAACUGUUGCUCUCUCAUGCGGAUUGUGACCGAAGAAGUCGGAUUGAAGCUUUGGAGCUCUUGGGUGCCUCCUUUGCAAAUGACCGUGAGAACUAUGACAUCAUGAAGACAUACCACUAUUUAUAUUUAGCUAUGUUGGAGAGGUUUCAAGAUGGUGAUAACAUUCUUGAGAAAGAGGUUCUCCCACCAAUCCAUGCCUAUGGGAAUAGAACUGAAUGUAGAAAUCCUCAGGAACUGGAAUCCAUUCGGCAAGACAGAGAUGCUCUUCAUAUGGAAGGCCUUAUAGUUCGGGAACGGAUUUUAGGUGCCGACAACAUUGAUGUUUCGCAUCCCAUCAUUUACAGGGGAGCUGUUUAUGCAGAUAACAUGGAAUUCGAACAGUGUAUCAAAUUGUGGCUUCAUGCCCUGCACCUCAGACAGAAAGGUAACAGGAAUACCCAUAAGGAUCUUCUUCGAUUUGCCCAAGUUUUUUCACAGAUGAUACAUUUGAAUGAAACUGUGAAGGCCCCAGACAUAGAAUGUGUUUUGAGAUGCAGUGUUUUGGAAAUAGAACAAAGUAUGAACAGAGUAAAAAAUAUUCCAGAUGCUGACGUCCACAGUGCUCUGGACAAUUAUGAAUGUAAUCUCUAUACUUUUCUGUAUUUAGUGUGCAUUUCCACCAAAACACAGUGCAGUGAAGAAGAUCAGUGCAAAAUUAACAAGCAGAUCUACAACCUGAUUCACCUUGAUCCCAGAACUCGUGAAGGUUUCACCUUGCUGCAUCUAGCUGUCAACUCGAAUACCCCAGUUGAUGAUUUCCACACCAAUGAUGUCUGCAGCUUUCCAAAUGCGCUUGUCACAAAGCUCCUGCUGGACUGUGGUGCUGAGGUGAAUGCUGUGGACAAUGAAGGGAACAGUGCCCUUCACAUUAUCGUUCAGUACAACAGGCCCAUCAGUGAUUUUUUGACCUUGCACUCUAUCAUCAUUAGCCUAGUUGAAGCUGGCGCUCACACCGACAUGACAAAUAAACAGAAUAAGACUCCGCUAGACAAAAGUACAACUGGGGUAUCAGAAAUACUACUUAAAACUCAAAUGAAGAUGAGUCUCAAGUGCCUGGCCGCCCGGGCAGUUCGGGCUAAUGACAUUAACUACCAAGACCAGAUCCCCAGAACUCUUGAAGAGUUUGUUGGAUUUCAUUAAGUGACUGGAUAUGUAAAAUCAUUUAAUGUGGUGCUAAAAAUGUAAAGGACUUUAAUCACAGACAAUAGAAUUAUGUGUUCAUGAAAUCUGCUUUUCUUUCCACUACCCUUCCUCCCUACUCCUCCUUCCUUAGUUUUGUAUUUGGUCUUCUUGCCUCAUAUGAUUACUGAUUUCAAAUACACUUUAAACAAAACCACAUUGUUUAGGUGUAACUAUAAUCUAAGGUGUUUGGAUAUUGGUCACUUAACUUUCUUUUUUUUAAGGAAUGAAUAUAAAAUAUUUUGUUUAUGUAACAAGGGCCCUUAUGAUUUGAAGUUGAUAAUUAAAAAAAAAAACUGCCUAGAAAAGUAUUUCUGUUAAGCCUGUGUCAGCAUGUUAUUCUCUGCAGCAGUUUUGAGGAUUUCAUGAAGAAAAACAACGAAAAGGAACAUUAAAAGUAAUGGAAUAUCUAGAUGUUCUGCACAUGCCAAACUGCUAUAGGUAGUUUUCACUCUUCCAUUAUUUAUGUGAAGAGAUCAAUGCAUUAUAACAUCAGGAGGAUUUUUAAAAAUAUAACUGCAGAUUAAUCUGAAAAAUGUGUUAACUUAAUAAUAGUUAUAAAUUUAUAAAGUUAAAUCCAUUGAAAUUGUUGAAUUAUGCUGGGUGGUACAUACAUAGCAGUAAUCUUAAAGCAACUUUUCAGAGAAUAUUGAUGAACUAUUUGCCUUUGAGCUUGGAUUCUAAAAUGUGUGGAAGUCUCUGUUUUAAUGUAAUUAAUCUAAAUUGCAGCAGUCUGCAUUUGACUCAGCUCACAGACAUGUAAAAAUUAUGAAUGCUGUGUUCUCUCUUAGGAAACAAAUUGUCACAAUAUAGUUAUAUGUUCUUCUUUUGUCCCCUUCUCCCUUUCCUCUUGUGCGGUAUCUUUUAAAAUUGGAAACUACUUUUCCAGAGGGCAUUAUUUGUGCCUCCCUAAGAAGGUUUUUAAUGACAGAUGAAAAGGAACUGGGAUAUUUUUAAUUUUUUUACUUUAUUCAGUCUGUAACAAGUAGAAAAAUCACUAGUGUGGUAUAGGAAAUUCAAUGUUUUUGAUAAUAAAAAUAAUUCUCAAUGCCAUGUGGAAAGAUUAUUUCUGCCUGAGGGCAGCAAAUUUUGGAACCACAAAAUGUCGCUUAUUCCGACAGGCUGUACAGAGGUCUUUAUGGGUUUUUUUUGUUUUGUUUUGUUUUAAUGGCAACAUUGUAAACUGUCAAAGGAAUAUUCUGUGAUUAUCUUUUUUUUUUUUUUGCGGUACGCGGGCCUCUCACUGUUGUGGCCUCUCCCGUUGUGGAGCACAGGCUCCGGACACGCAGGCUCAGCGGCCAUGGCUCACGGGCCCAGCCGCUCCGCGGCAUGUGGGAUCUUCCCGGACCGGGGCACGAACCCGUGUCCCCUGCAUCGGCAGGCGGACUCUCAACCACUGCGCCACCAGGGAAGCCCUGUGAUUAUCUUUUAAGCAUCACAGAAAUUCAAGUAAAGGGUACACACCUAUUUCUUUCAAUGUUAAAAAUGAUAAAAUUAGCUAUAUCUGUAUUUUUCUCUCUAGUGCCAAAUGAAUGCCUUAGCUACUCAUAGUGCAUGGUACUGUAAGUGAAGACCUGCAGCUUUUUUUCUUUAAUGAAAAGCAUUAUAAUGAUGCAGCAACAUCAGAUAUAAACUAAAAAAAACCCAACAAAAACCACUGGUAAGGUUUCAGUUAACAUUUUAUGUAUGGAUAUUGCUUUGUGAAGUGUAAGAAAAAGGUUGCAGCCGGAUCAGUAUAAAACAUAAUGACUAAGCCAAAAUCAGCACCUAGGGCCUUAAAUAAAAUAGGUACCCCAUGAAAUGAAACACUCUGAAGGACAGGAGGGAAUGGAUGGGGGUACUUUAAAAACUUCUUCCCCCAAGAACGCAAGAUAAUUUUACUGUGCUGUUAUACUUCACAUGUCUUCUUGCUUCAGUUAGGAAUGUUUUGAUGGUAAAUUCUGUCAUAGUAAUAUAUUUCUGUUUUCCUAACCUGAGAUUUUUACAAGGAAGGUUUUUUAGGAUGGUCUAAAGGGAGGUAUUUGAAUGAGCCCUAAUUUGAAAAUUACUGGCCUUGAUCUUCCUGGUGUGAAUCAGGGAACUACUAUACCUUGCUCUUGGCAACUCUCAUGAAAGAGAAAAUGCUCAUCCUCCAGGUGAGUGAAUCACGCCUUUUUCACAGCUCAGAUCAGACCCUGUAUUUUUCAGACUUCAAGGCCUGCUUAUUUGACAGUCUGAGGAAUAGCUAUGAUACUUGGUAUUUACUUGGUUCCAUUAUUAAUGCAUAUGAUUUUUAAACAUCAAAACUUAAAAUAUCAGAUAAUGUUGCAUGUUUUAAAAACCAUUUCAUCCCUUUGGCUACCCAGGACGAGAACUAUUUUAGAUAUUACUUACUUAUAAAACGAGGAUAAUGAUUAUCUGUACAUAUUCAGACAUCAAAAUUUAAUGACACUCAGUGUUUUUGAGAAGGGAGGACUGAAUGCUGGAGAGAGUAAAAUUGCUGCUUGAAAUGCUGACAAAGCUGGAGAAAGAAUUUGAAGACAAGCGGAAUGGACUAUGAACUUUGAUAAUGGUAACCGAGAUUUUUUUUUUUUAAACUAUAGUAUAGCGGUACAUUGUGCACUGUAUUGCUAAGGAUCUAAUUCUGUCUUGUAAAACGAAUCCAAAUAUGUAUUGUGAAACACCUGUAUAAAACCAUUCUUGAAACAAGUGAUUACAUGCCUUUUUUUUUUUUUUGGUAGAAUUAUUUUAAAAUCUGUUUAGCCAAACCCUUCCCAAACUUAAGUUUUGUUUUGUUUUGUUUUUUUAAGAAAAUAAAUAAGAAAGGUGAUAGUUCUGUAUCUCAGCUGAGAACUCUGGGCUGUUGCCAUUUUUUAGCCACUUUUGUCAUUUUGUGUUUAUUGUUGGUAGAAUUAUGCUUUAGAUUGUACGUCUUCCUUGAUAACAUUACAAAUUCAAUCAAAACUUCUUGGUCUUGCUCAGUAAUUGUCAUAUAAAUUUAGUUAACUAGAGGCCCAGGUGGAUGAAUGCCUGGGCAAACCAUGUGAAACCUUGGGUGGGUUUUGCACUUAAGAGUUGGUAAAAUUGAACUCUUGAGUUUAGGUAACUAUUUAAGUCAAGGAAUGGGCAGCAAAUCCAUCCUUCAACUGAUCAGAAAGGAAAUUUUGACAUAAGAACUCGGACACAACAUUAUUUUCAGUCUACCCUGGAUUGCUCUCAAGUAGGCCACAGUCCAGCUACCUUAAGGUUCUUUGCUGUGGGCACUUCAGACAAACAAAGCAAAAAGCAAACUUUGGUCUUGCUUGUUUCUGGGAAGGGUUUUCUUGCAUUACCCUGAUCAUUGAUUAAUAACUGUAAUCAUGAGAAGCUUAGGCAAUGAUAGCACUGUUUGAAGUAAAGUGUGAUGUGGGGGCAGCAGCUCCGUGAGUGUCAGCUCUGCAUUUGGCAAGUGGUUUUGAAAAUCAGAAUCACAGGGGAACAGUACCCUGUCACUAGUCUCCAUCUCAGCUGAGGAAUAAGGCCACUUUAGGUUAUUCAAGCAGAAGCAUUUCUUUCUGGGGGAAGGGGCAGGGUGAGGAAUGAGUUGCUGGGCCUUGGAUUAGUUUGCUGGUUUUAGAAGCAGCCAGUGAUGGAACUAGAAAGUAGAUGGAUAAAAGUAUAAAGGACUUGCUUUUAUGGUAGGUUUUCUGUAAAAACCUUAAAUGUUCCUUUUCAGGCUAGCCAGAUAUAUCAGUGUACAGAUGACUAUUCCGUUUCCCUCACUGACUAUACUAUCACAUUAAAAUGGGUUAGAGAAAACAAACCUCUGCCUUUUGCUCUAUGAAAAGUUAUUAGUCCGUAAGAUUUUAAGCUGUUUGUUGACUCCGACUCUGCAGAUGCACAGCCCUGCUCUGGAUACCUUCUCUGGAAAGUAGAGAGCUCCUAAUGUGUAUGGCACAUUGCCGAGCUUUCUCAUACAUUCCUGGCAGACUUGCCCAAAUCUUCAGGUGGGCUGGGUUGUACAAUACCUUCUACAAAUAUGGGAUCUGAAAUAAAUACUACAUGGAUAGUGGUGAUAUAUUAAUUUUUAAAACUGUAAAGUAAAUGUGGUCUCUAGUCCUAGGUUUGUGGUGUGUUCAUUUGUGUUAAUAUAUAGGAAAGGGACACUGACUUGAUGGUUAUGGGGAGUGUAUCUUGAUGUGUGUGCAGGGGUGAGAAGUGCUAAAUUGUUAACAGCUUUUCAUUUAGGGGUGAGUCAUGUGGUGAGUGGCCUAAUCAGAAAAAUGAAGGAGCAAGGAUGUAAGCUUCAUCCAAGCAAUGCACAAGGUUUUGUAACUUUUUUUAAUCAGGUGUUGUAAAAUUUGUGCAUGGCCUUUUUUUGUUGUCGUUGCUUAGUAAUUGGUAGAGGAGAAAAGAUGAGGGAAAAUAACCUCAGCUUUGCUAACCAAUCAAGUAUAUAGCUGGGGAGUAAACUCUGACUGGCUUAACGUGUUGAAAGAUCCUAUCCUUUAUAAUAUUCACCCCAUCCUGCAAUCUUCCACGUAGAGGAAUUACAUUGUUGUAUUCUAGUAAUUCACUGUGAUUUAUAACAAACCAGUGAUGUCAUUCUAUUGUGCACUUUUGUCAAACCAUUUACAUGACUUUAAUAAACAUAGUGAACUUGCUGACUGCACCAGAGGCCUGUUAGUGAUUUAUAUAUUGCAUGACAUUUUCUAUUUGAGUUUGACAUGUAGAAUCAUUUUUAGUUUCGUGGUAACUGACAGUCCUAAUAGCCCAGCUAAUUUGAAACUAACAAUAUUGCUGUGUAAUAGGAAAAAA
Mesoplodon densirostris (Blainville's beaked whale) is the source of this 7377-nucleotide messenger RNA. RefSeq names its product fem-1 homolog B (gene FEM1B). Gene Ontology annotation, molecular function: protein binding. NCBI's taxonomy places the organism in Eukaryota, Metazoa, Chordata, Mammalia, Artiodactyla, Ziphiidae. The transcript has 2 exons. The coding region runs from base 679 to 2562 and encodes 627 amino acids. The record is from RefSeq and is a predicted model, not a curated record.